AUGAACUCCUCCCUAUUUUGUUUAUAUGCCAUAUUUGCCUUCCUCUGCAAAGCUUCCUUCUCCCUGCCCGGAAAUGUUUCUGAUCACCGAGCAUUACUUUCAUUCAAGGACAACAUCAUCGGAGAUCCUCUUCAAUCAUGGAAUGAGUCUACCCAUUGCUGUAAUUGGGUUGGAAUAACUUGUGGUCGCAAACACCAACGAGUUGUAACAAUCCAUAUGAGGUCGAGCAAUCUUCAAGGCUCUUUGUCCCCUGCAAUUGGGAACUUGAGUUUUCUUAGAGAAUUGUGGCUUGACAACAACACUCUAGCAGGUAUAAUUCCUAAAGAGUUGGGUAGACUUAGAAGAUUAAGUGUGUUGGUUCUGGAAAGUAAUGUAUUUUCAGGUGAAAUUCCAAAAAACCUUUCACAUUGUGUUAGUCUAACAGAUUUUUUUUUGGGAAAGAAUAAUCUAACGGGUACAUUUCCUUUGGAGUUUGGAUCACUGUCCAAACUUGAGUACCUUUCGCUUAACACAAACCACUUGAUGGGAGAGAUACGUGCUUACGUAGGCAAUUUUUCAUCACUCAAGGUACUUUCUUUUUAUGGAAAUAAUUUCAAGGGAAAAAUUCCUACUUCAUUUGGAUGCCUGCAGAAAGUUUUAUUUAUUGGUCUAGGCAAUAACUACCUGAGUUCUACCAUUCCCAUAUCCAUUUUCAAUCUCUCAUCAUUGGUAACUUUUGAUGUAUCAGAAAAUAAACUUGAGGGAUAUCUUCCUUCAAAUUUAGGCUCUACCCUUCCAAAUCUACAGCAUUUUGAUAUUGGUUCUAAUCUUUUAAGAGGAAGACUUCCUAUCUCAAUGUCAAAUGCCACAGCAAUAAACUCUUUUGAUGUUUGUAAUAAUGAUUUUUAUGGAGGGGUACCGUCAUUUAGUGGACUUAGCCUAAAGUUUUUUUCAAUAUAUGAUAAUCCACUUGGUAAUGGAAAAUCCACUGAUUUGGAUUUCAUGUCAUCUCUUCUCAAUAUUACUGCUACACUAGAGGUCCUGAAUCUUGAGAACUGCAAUUUUGGAGGGGUUUUGCCCAGAUUCAAUGCAAACUUUUCAAGUCUGGAGGAGUUUCUCAUUGGAGAAAAUGUCAUAAGUGGUACUAUUCUCACUGAAAUUCGUUUUCUUGUUAACUUACAAUACCUAGACUUAUCAGAAAACCAGCUAGGCGGUACUAUGCCAAGCUCAUGGGGAAGCCUUCAACAACUCAUUGGUUUAAACCUUGAAGGAAACAAAUUGUUUGGUGAGAUUCCAAUUUCUUUGGGAAAUCUUUCUAUUCUUAGUGAGCUUUACCUACCAUUCAAUGAGUUGCAAGGUACAAUACCGAUAAGUUUUGGAAAUUUUAAAUUUUUGAUGGAAUUAGAUCUUUCCAGAAACAAACUCCAAGGAAAUUUUCCCAAAUUUUUCCUCACAUCACUUGUGUAUUUAGACCUCUCUCACAAUCAAUUUACAGGUCCUCUUCCUGUAGAGAUUGGUGGGUUAAAAAAUUUGGUGUCACUAAACCUCUCAAACAACAUGUUCUUAGGCACACUUCCAAGUACCAUUGGUGCACUGAAUAGCUUGAUUGAACUCAACAUCAAUCAUAAUCUUUUCCAUGGAUUUAUCCCUCCUUCUUUCAGUUUUUUAAAAAGCCUAGAAAUUUUAGAUCUAUCUUGUAAUAACCUCACAAGAGAAAUACCAGAAUUUCUAGGUAAACUUCACUACUUGAAGCGGUUGAAUUUAUCAUUUAACCAUUUGGAAGGUGAGAUACCUACUGAAGGGAUUUUUAAACACAAGACUGAAGUUGAGCUCGUUGGUAACAACCUUUGUGGAGGUAUUCCACAAUUUGGGUUGCCAACAUGCCCAAGAGAAGGAGAGAGACAACAUCUGUCCCAUAUUCAAAAGUUGGCAAUUUUAAUUUCGAGUGGGACUUUGAUUCUGCUCAUAAUUGUGUCUCUCAGUGUGUUCAUUUACAAGCAGAAGAACAAGCAGCCUUUAACGUUGGAUGCAACAAUAGAGUUCAUGCCUAAGUUGUCAUAUUGGAGUAUCCAGAAAGCAACUAAUGAAUUUUCUAAAUCUAACAUAAUUGGUUUUGGAAAAUUUAGCACGGUUUACAAGGGCAUUCUUGAUGGUAGUUUGGGAAUAGUUGCAAUUAAAGUGUUCAAGCUUCAAGUGAGAGGAGCAUCCAAGAGCUUUUUUGCAGAAUGUGAAGCAUUGAGGCAAAUUAGGCACCGAAACUUGGUAAAAAUUUUGACCACUUGUUGUAGCAUCGACCAUGAGGGUAAUGACUUCUUGGCCAUUGUUUAUGAGUAUAUGAUCAAUGGUAGUCUGGACAAUUGGUUGCACAAUCACUCAAAAGACACAGGAGAGGAUAAUGAUUCAAAGAGUUUGAACUUGUUACAGAGGGUAAAUAUCGCAAUUGAUGUGGCAAAUGCACUUGAUUAUCUUCAUAAUCAAUUGGAGACAGGUUUAGUACAUUGUGAUUUGAAGCCAAGCAAUAUUUUGUUGGAUGGAGACUUAGUUGGUCACGUGGCUGAUUUUGGAAUAGCAAAGUUUCUUCUCACGGAAGUUACACUUGCAUCUUCAUCUAACCAAGUGAGUUCAUCUACAGGAAUUAAAGGGACUUUUGGAUAUGCAGCUCCAGAGUAUGGGAUGGGAAGUGAUUUGUCAACAUUUGGAGAUAUGUAUAGCUAUGGGAUCCUUUUGCUAGAAAUGUUUACCAGUAAAAGUCCUACUAGUGAUAUCUUCAAUAAUGACUUAACUCUUCGUAACUAUGUUAGAAUGAUGAGCAUGCUUGAGCAAGUCACUGAGAUUGUGGAUCCAAAGCUAUUCCACAAAGAAGCUAAUGCAACACCUCAAAGUCUGGUACUUCAGAACCAGAUAAUAGAAUGCCUUGUAUUGAUCUUUAAGAUUGGAAUAGCUUGUUCGGUGGAGUUACCUAGGGACAGAAUGAGGAUUGGCAAUGCGGUCAAGGAGUUGCUUUCAAUCAAAGACACCCUUGUGGAACUUGGAGACAUUAGGACCAUUCCUCGUUAGAGCAGGCUGUAUCAUGCAAUCUAGCAGUGGAGUUUGCAACUUCAACAAUCCAAUCAGCAAAUCAGAGAGUGAGAUCAAGCAAGGUAGCAGAGUGUGGGGAUUGAUUCAUUCCUAUUGUGCUUGAUUGAGAAUUUUAUUUUAUUUUAUUUCGUUUGUGAUGUUGGUUAAUUUUGAUGUUUU
Molecule: messenger RNA, 3216 nt
Organism: Ipomoea nil (Japanese morning glory)
Lineage: Eukaryota; Viridiplantae; Streptophyta; Magnoliopsida; Solanales; Convolvulaceae
Product: probable LRR receptor-like serine/threonine-protein kinase At3g47570
Exons: 3
Coding region: 1-3036 (1011 amino acids)
Biological process (GO): protein phosphorylation
Molecular function (GO): ATP binding; receptor serine/threonine kinase binding; protein kinase activity
Source: RefSeq, a predicted model, not a curated record